AUGGACGUCGAGUUCCGCGACAUCAACAGCAACCACGUCUGCAUCGGCGUCAACAGCCUCAUCUCACGGCAGGCCAAGCUGGCUGGGUACUGCAGCGACGAGAACGGCACCUUUCAAGAGCUGAGGCUGAACAGCCGCCAACCGAUGCAGGUGUGGGUAGACUAUGAUGCACAGGCCAGACGACUCAACGUGACAUUAGCGCCCGCGCAUGUACCAAAGCCCAAGAUUCCUCUACUCUCCGAAGUCAUUGAUCUCUCCACGGUCAUGGCGGACAAGAUGUACGUUGGCUUUUCAGCUUCCGGAGGUUGGGGCGUAGGCACACACCACUAUGUCCUUGGAUGGAGCUUCAGCUUGGACGGACCUGCCCCGCUGCUAGACUUCUCCACGCUUCCCGUCCUACCACGCCUGGGUCCCAAACCUCAGUCAAAGAUCUUGGAUGUCGCGCUACCACUGGCCGCGGCAUUGUUUGUCAUUGCAAUGCUAGCUAUCAUCUUCUUCUUCUUCUUGUGGCAUCGGCGUCGAUUUUCUGAGGUACGAGAAGAUUGGGAGGACGAGUUCGGCCCACAUCGUUUCGCGUACAAGGAUCUAUUUCAUGCCACUGAGGGGUUUUCUGGUACGAAUUUACUUGGUGUGGGAGGAUUUGGAAGAGUGGACAGAGGAGUGCUUUUUCCGUCCAAUUUGAAGGUUGCGGUGAAGAGAGUGUCACAUGAUUCGAAACAAGGAAUAAGGGAGUUAAUCGCGGAGGUGGUGAGCAUUGGCCAUCUCCGCCACCGUAAUCUCGCUCAGUUACUAGGCUACUGCCGGCGAAAGGGUGAACUUCUCUUGGUUUAUGACUACAUGGAAAAUGAUAGUCUUGACAAGUACUUGUACAAUAAAAACAAACCAACGCUACACUUAUCCGAGAGGUAUCGGAUUAUCAAAGAUGUCGCAUCAAGUUUGUUGUAUCUUCAUGAGGAAUGGGAGCAAAUCGUCAUCCAUCGAGAUAUAAAGGCUAGUAAUGUGCUUUUGGACAACCAGAUGAUUGGACGGCUUGGUGAUUUUGGUCUAGCAAGGUUAUAUGAUCAUGGGACAGUUGCUACAACAACACAUGUGGUGGGCAUCAUGGGGUACCUUGCACCCAAACUUAUACGCACAGGAAAGGCAAAACCCUUAACCGACGUGUUCGCAUUUGGCAUGUUUGUCCUAGAGGUCGCCUGUGGGCGUAGGCCAAUUGGAAGAGCAAGGACAUCACACAAGUAG
Molecule: messenger RNA, 1239 nt
Organism: Triticum turgidum subsp. durum (durum wheat)
Lineage: Eukaryota; Viridiplantae; Streptophyta; Magnoliopsida; Poales; Poaceae
Source: the annotation of a GenBank genome assembly